UCUCUCUCUCUCUCCUCUCUCUCUCUCUCUCGCGUCAAAGCUUUGUUGAAUAUUUCGAGCGGGUUAUUUCACAUGAAAACCCUGAUUUUGCAGACUGAUGGAAGGAAAUGAGAAAUUUCUUGAUUACAGAGUUGGCACUCUGCCAACUGUUUUAUACAUACCCAACUUCAUCACCGAUAAUGAAGAGAAUUUUCUUCUCAAUAAUAUAUAUGCAGCUCCUCCGUCAAAGUGGAAGUCAUUGAAGAAUAGAAGGCUACAGAAUUGGGGAAUGAUUGAAUUCUCGAAUUUACUCAAGGUUGGCGUAGACUUUGUGCUUUCAUUCUUAUUCAUGUCAAUUUGCUUUUCUGAUCUAUGUCUGUUGGCAGUGCCUCCGUGGUUAACAAACCUUACCCAGAAAAUAUGUGAACGAUCAGGACUAUUCCCAUCAGCAAUCAAUCAUGUUCUCAUCAAUGAAUAUCUAUCUAACCAAGGCAUAAUGGUUUGUGCUUAGCAUCAACACCCACUUUUAGCCAUUCAUUUGUAUU
This is a messenger RNA of Prosopis cineraria, 524 nucleotides long. RefSeq lists its product as uncharacterized. The coding region runs from base 98 to 490 and encodes 130 amino acids. NCBI's taxonomy places the organism in Eukaryota, Viridiplantae, Streptophyta, Magnoliopsida, Fabales, Fabaceae. The transcript is spliced from 4 exons. The record is from RefSeq and is a predicted model, not a curated record.